CACACUUCCAUAAAACACACACAAUGGUAGGCACAAAGCUAGUAGCCCUCGGCUAUGUUUUCCUCUUGAGCAUUGGACUGGCCAAUGCUGCAAGGGUGGUUAGAUUCGGCAGUGGAAGCGCCACGGGAACGGGAGAGGGAGGAGGAGAGGGUGGGGGAAUUGUGAGUGGUGGUGGCUCGGGUGCUGGGAGUGGAACUGGGUCUGGCGUUAGUUCUAGUAGUGGUAGCCAUGCAAGCGGUGGAGGUGGAGGUGGCGGCGGAGGCGGUGGCCAAAAUGGUGGAACUGGAUAUGGUAGCGGGUCCGGCUCUGGCUCCGGUUCCAGUCAAUAUAGUCAAGGAUCUUCAUAUCCUUAUGGUGGUGGCUAUGGUGGAUAUACUAGCGCUGGCGGUGCCGGU
Aegilops tauschii subsp. strangulata is the source of this 395-nucleotide messenger RNA. RefSeq lists its product as uncharacterized. The record is from RefSeq and is a predicted model, not a curated record. NCBI's taxonomy places the organism in Eukaryota, Viridiplantae, Streptophyta, Magnoliopsida, Poales, Poaceae.